This is a messenger RNA of Lodderomyces margitis, 876 nucleotides long. RefSeq lists its product as uncharacterized. Gene Ontology annotation, cellular component: cytoskeleton. Lineage: Eukaryota; Fungi; Ascomycota; Pichiomycetes; Serinales; Debaryomycetaceae. The coding region runs from base 1 to 876 and encodes 291 amino acids. The transcript has a single exon. Gene Ontology annotation, molecular function: actin filament binding. The record is from RefSeq and is a predicted model, not a curated record.
AUGACUUCUUCUACUACCAAAACUUGCUCAGACUCAACAACGGUCAAGAUAUCAGUAAAUGGUCAAUUUUCGGAUAGAAAUUCACCUGGAAUCGUCAAAGGUGGAUCCCAUCGGUAUCUGAUUCCACAGUUCAAUUCUGCAAAAGACAAGCGCAAAUGGGCGUUGCAACAUAUGGCUGGUGCGUUUAGAGUCUUUGCUCGAAAAGGUUACACUGAAGGUACUAUUGGCCACGUUUCCCUUCGUGACCCAAUAGAUACUACAACGUUUUGGAUUAACCCUAUGGAUAAACAUUUUGGAUUAAUUAAAGUUAGUGAUUUAGUUCAUUGUGAUCAAGAUGGACAUGUGUUGCCUACUGGAAACCAAGCUGCUAUCAAAACGGCGGGUUUCCUUAUGCAUUCUGCUAUUCAUAAAGCGAGGCCCGAGGUUCAUGCUGCUUGUCAUUUCCACUCGACUUAUGGCAAAGCGUGGAGCUGCUUUGGUAAAGAAUUGGACAUGAUUAAUCAAGACGUAUGCAUAUUCUACAAGCGUCAUUCUGUGUACCCCGAGUUUAACGGAGCUGUGUUGCAUGCAAAAGAAAGCGAGAGAAUAGUAGAGGCUUUAGGUCGUGGUAAAGGGAUCAUAUUGCAAAAUCAUGGGUUGUUGACAGUUGGCUCUACCAUUGACGAAGCUGGAUAUCUAUUUACAUUGCUAGAGAAAUCGUGUCAGAUUCAAUUGCUAGCCCAGCUGGCACUGAAGUCCGGCGAAUCGUUAAAAGUAAUUGGUGAAAAAGAGGCGGAAUAUUGCGAAAAUAAACAUGGUGGUCCUGAUGCUUUGUAUACUGAGUUCCAGCCAGAUUUAGAAAUGGAAUUUCACUUGAACGACGAUUUCUUGAACUAA